Suillus subaureus is the source of this 427-nucleotide messenger RNA. RefSeq lists its product as uncharacterized. The transcript has 5 exons. The record is from RefSeq and is a predicted model, not a curated record. Bases 138 to 368 code for a protein of 76 amino acids. Lineage: Eukaryota; Fungi; Basidiomycota; Agaricomycetes; Boletales; Suillaceae.
UUCUAGAAGACAGGCCUUCAAAGGCAAGCAGGAACAAGAUAUGUUUUUUUUUAUUUUAGAAAAAUCCAAUUUAUUAUCCUUCGGGGUCGAAGACCCUGUGUCGGACAUAACCUUAUACACGGGGGGCUUGUCCAGAUAUGUUAAUAUCCGCCUUAUCCUCUGAUGGCACGGUCGGCCGCAGGCUUAAGAGGGUUCAAGUUGCCCCCCUGAGAAGAUCUAAAAGUUUUUUUGAUUGCACACUUCCAGCAGCGUGCAGGCCUGGUCAUACUGUGGCGGACUACUGUCAAAUGACAAAUUCGUCAAGACACCGUCUACCUACGAUGGUGCUAGCCGAGAUCACAGCUGGCUGUAUCCGUUGUAAAUUGUGAUGAGGACUGUAAACCACAGCUAAAUUUGGUCCUUAACGGCACUCGGCUAUGGCCGACCC